Messenger RNA from Corythoichthys intestinalis (scribbled pipefish), 2659 nucleotides. It is a transcript of the gene ckmt1, whose product is annotated as creatine kinase, mitochondrial 1. The record is from RefSeq and is a predicted model, not a curated record. Lineage: Eukaryota; Metazoa; Chordata; Actinopteri; Syngnathiformes; Syngnathidae. Bases 134 to 1381 code for a protein of 415 amino acids. Gene Ontology annotation, biological process: phosphocreatine biosynthetic process. Gene Ontology annotation, molecular function: creatine kinase activity. The transcript is spliced from 9 exons. Gene Ontology annotation, cellular component: mitochondrion.
CUUGACGUCAAACCGCUCCUAGUCGUUUUCGUUCCAUUACAGUCUCUCCAUCAGCACCACCGUUCACAUCCACCUGCCCUAGUUCUUUCCCUUCUCCGUCCCCGUGUUUAAGUCAUUUCAGAUAUUUCCAAAAAUGGCCAGCAACUUCUCCAGGGUUUUGUCCUCCAAACGCAACAUUGGAAUCCUCUCGGUGGUCGGCGGCUCUCUGACGGCCGGAUUUUUGCUGCACCGGCAGCACGUCAGCGCUGGAACAUCGGGGCGCAAGCUGUACCCCGCCAGUGCGGAGUACCCCGACCUGCGCAAACACAACAACUGCAUGGCCAGCCACCUGACGCCCGCUAUCUAUGCCAAGUUGUGCGACAAGGUCACGCCCAGCGGGUACACACUGGACCAGGCCAUCCAGACAGGCGUGGACAACCCUGGGCACCCUUUCAUCAAGACGGUCGGCAUGGUGGCCGGAGAUGAGGAGUCUUACGAGGUGUUUGCGGAUCUGCUUGACCCCGUCAUCAAAGAGAGGCACAACGGCUACGAUCCCCAAACCAUGAAACACCCCACCGAUCUUGACGCUAGCAAGCUCCAGUCUGGUCUAUUCGACGAGCGCUACGUGCUUUCGUCCCGGGUUAGGACAGGCCGCAGCAUCCGUGGGCUGAGCUUGCCCCCCGCCUGCACCCGGGCAGAACGCAGGGAAGUGGAGCGUGUGGUAGUGGAUGCCCUCGCUGGUCUCAAGGGCGAUCUGACCGGGAGGUACUACAGCUUGACCCAGAUGACAGAUCAGGAGCAACAGCAACUCAUCGAUGACCAUUUCCUGUUUGACAAGCCGGUGUCCCCGUUGCUGACAUGCGCAGGAAUGGCCCGUGACUGGCCCGACGCGCGAGGUAUUUGGCACAACAACGACAAGACCUUCCUGAUUUGGAUCAAUGAGGAGGAUCACACAAGGGUCAUCUCCAUGGAGAAGGGAGGCAACAUGAAGAGAGUGUUUGAAAGGUUCUGCAAAGGCCUCAAGGAGGUGGAGCGCCUGAUCCAAGAGCGAGGCUGGGAGUUCAUGUGGAAUGAGCGUCUGGGUUACAUCCUCACUUGCCCCUCAAACCUGGGCACCGGACUGCGGGCGGGCGUCCACGUCAAAUUGCCCCUACUAAGCAAGGACCCUCGCUUCAGUAAGAUCCUGGACAAUCUGCGCCUGCAGAAGAGAGGGACAGGCGGCGUAGAUACCGCUGCUGUGGGUGGAACGUUUGACAUAUCCAAUUUGGACCGCCUGGGACAGUCUGAGGUCCAGUUGGUUCAGACGGUAGUGGACGGCGUCAACUACCUGGUAGAGUGUGAGAAAAGACUAGAGAAAGGCCAGGACAUCAAGGUGCCCGCGCCCAUCAAGCAGUUCAAGUAGACAACCCGACCCCUACAUAUAUACAUACCUCCUGGGCAUACACAUGCACAAACACCCCCAGCCCUGCACAUAGAUAUAUAUAUAUAAAAAACUAUAUAUACUAAAUAUCUAUGUCUGUGUUUCAUUUAGUGCUCCUUCAUAGCUAAUUUAACCCCUACGUCUCUUAUUAUAACAGUAUAAUCAACAUAUUAAAUAUUUCUGGAAAAUUUCCAUGGGACGUUCAAUAGGAUAUUGUGAAGAGAAGUAUCCAAAGCUAAACAUUGACUUUGAUGCUAAUAUUUUUUGUGACACCACAAACUAAAACAGCACAAAAGUAACAGAUGAAGGGCUUUGAUGGCCAAAUAAUUAUUUAUUUUACAGAUAUGCAAUUAAAAAAGUGCAUGGAGUGCGUGACUAGAGUUUAACAUCAUUAACUGCAUGGAUCAUGAUUGUGAGACACACUUUUUACUACCUACCAUGACACACACCAAUACAUAUCCAUAUUGUGUUUUAGCAUGAGAUGCCUGUCUGGCUUCUACCAUAUUGGCAUUUCUGGCCCUCAAAAUCUUUGCUGAUCUCAAAUCUAAAGCCAUCUAUCGUCAUCUGCUAGUCAUUACAGUGGUUAAGGAAUGGUAAAUGGUGUUGUACUUACCGGAAUUUCACAGAGAUGAUGAUGAAACUUUCUUGCACUAGUCCUUAUUGAAAACAAUACUUAACAACAGUUGACAAAUACAAACAUCUGCUGCAGUUAAUAUUUAACUUUGUUCAUUCCAUAAAUUCCCAUGGAAAAUUUCCGAUUAAAAAAAAAAAUCCCAUAAUUUCGCAGCCCAACUCCUGACACUCCACAGCCACACAACCCUAAUUCAAUUACCCCUUUAUAAGGCAACUGACAAUUUGGAAUAAUCGCUGCCAGCGCGACCAGUCAAAAUGGUUUCAUGUCGUCAAUGGCAGUCAAUGAGUUAGCCUUAUAAAGGGUUAAACUGAAUGAGUUAAACGUAAUGAUUGAAAACAAAACAAAAAAAUUCCCAAACUCAACCCUUUCCCCCCUUUAUCUGACCCAUUUUGGCCCCACUCCUUCCCCCACAGCAUGCCAACCCCUCCCUCCUUAUGUUAAUGAAAAUUCAUCACACGGUGCUCAUGCUACUCAUCUCUGGAGCGGAUUUGAAUGUGACUCAUCAAAUGUAAAAGAUGGUUUCUGUACCGUAAGCCAAUGAAGCAAUAUCAUAGCAGCUCAUCAAUGAAUGUAACGCGCGUGUCUUUUAAUAAACAAAUCAUCUAUUUAACAGAAACACUGUCUCC